Messenger RNA from Mytilus californianus (California mussel), 5098 nucleotides. Its product is annotated as E3 ubiquitin-protein ligase rnf168-like. The record is from RefSeq and is a predicted model, not a curated record. Gene Ontology annotation, biological process: double-strand break repair. The transcript has 5 exons. Gene Ontology annotation, cellular component: site of double-strand break; nucleus. Bases 263 to 2587 code for a protein of 774 amino acids. Gene Ontology annotation, molecular function: metal ion binding; nucleosome binding; ubiquitin-protein transferase activity. Lineage: Eukaryota; Metazoa; Mollusca; Bivalvia; Mytilida; Mytilidae.
AAUGGCGGAUGUUGAUGUUUUGAAAUAAUGUUGAUCUAGUUUUCCACAUUUUUUAAAGCAACAGAUCUCAAAUAACACGUAGUACGUGUCAGUUACUGUGCAAAUUUUAUUCAUAAAUAUUAUUAUAUAAAUCUAUUGAUCACACAUUAAGACCAUUGCAGUUAGAAAUGUAAAAUCCACAGAAGCCAUGUCAGAAUGUUAUUUGUAACUGUAAAAAAAUUGAUCACCAAAAGUAGUAUGUAGAAUAAAAAAGAUAUUAAAGAUGGACGUGGACAAAAUAACAAUAGAAGACUGCAUGUGCAGUAUAUGCAUGUGCAUAUUUGUAGAACCAGUUACGAUGCCAUGCACACACACUCUAUGUAUGCCUUGCUUCAAACAAAAUGUAGAGGCAACAAGUUUGACCUGUCCUUUGUGUAGAAAGAGGAUAUCUACGUGGGCAAGGAAGGCAGCUAGGGAAAAGUGUCUUGUCAAUAAGGCUUUAUGGGCAAAGAUUCAGAGUAUGUUUCCCGACAGAGUAGAAAGGAGACUUGAGGGGGAAGAUCAAGAAGAUGACAUGUCUAUUGAUGUUUUUCAUCCUAUUAUUAACUUGGCAAGGCCUGGAGAGAUAAGACAAGAAUAUGAAGAACAGUUGAAAAGGCUUGAGAAAGAACGGGAACUGGAGAGACAAAGAGAACAGGAGGCAAGCGAGGCUUUGAUUAGGAAGCUAGAGGAAGAACAGAAAGUCAAGUCUGUUCACCAGCAGCUGAUUGAAGAAAGAGAUCUGGAAUUAGCUAAAGAGUUAGAACAUGUAGUCACUGAGGCUGGUACAGAUAGUCCAUUCAAUUUACUAUUAAAGGAAUCCAAGAAUCGUUUAACACGCAGUAGAGGUUCAUCAGCUGCAAGUUCAAAGCAGAGUCCAUUAACCAUAGAAUCAUUUAUGCAAAAAAUGAGGGAUGCAGAGAAAAUGAAAGAAGCAGAUAGAUCUGCUGCUAGGAAUACAGACUCACCGUAUCCAUAUACCUGCUAUACUCCAUCAGACAAAGGCAACCUUUCACGUCCUUCUACAGUGACGAUUAGUUCAAGGUCAUCAAUGCGCUCGUCUACUAGUUGUACAAGUUACAAUACAGACCCUGACGUUGAAUGGGAACUUGUUACACACAAUGAGAAUUUAAUUGGACAGACUGAUCAGUUAGAAAACAAAGAUCGGAUGAAUAAUAUAUCGACUACUGCUGUCCGGAGUGAAAGCAGUCAAAGUUUGGAUAGUAUAAACCAAGAGUUGAAUCAUUUCAAACCAAUCAAGUCUUGUCCUGUAACUCCUCCAAAGAGAUCUGCAAGUGGUAAGAUAGUGGAAACACAGGUAAUAAGAACUACCCCAAGAAAUUUAUCAAUGGUGGACUCUUUUUCACCCACCACAUCAAAAACUAUGUCUGACAUAGACGCAGGCAGCCCUGUAAUGAAAAGACGCUUGUCGGAACUUGAAGAGGAAAGAAUGUCUCAAGUGGAGCAAAAUUCUAAAGCAACAGAGACUGCAUUAUGCAAUACGGAGGUGAAAAAAAAUGACAUUUCUAAAUAUUUUAAUAAAAAAUCCAAGUCUCCAUCUCCUUCAGAGAAUAUUCCAAAUUUUGUGAAGAAUGUAGAAAACAAUGGUAUAAUUCUGAAAAAAGUUGUGAUACCACUAGAACCUAUAUUUGACAGUAUUGAUGACAUCAGAGAUUUUGAUGAUGUCAUGGCGCCAUUAAUGGAGAUAAAUAAUAUUCAGAAAAGACCUUCUAUAAAAGACAAACCAUUAAAAGUUAGACAGAGGAAUAAUUCUAAACAGGAAAAUAUGAAUAAUAAUUCAGUUUUAAGUCCUCAGAGGUCGAUUACGGAUUGGUUGUCAAACACAAAUUGUGCUCUGAAAAGUUCAUUGAAUAGUAACAAUAAUUGUGGCCAGGAUAUGGAAGUUGAUUCUAAAGAGGGUAUAUUGAACUUAGAUAUAGCAGGUCAUGGUAAAAAUAAUAAGUUGAAACUAAAAAAAUAUCCAAAACGUAAGCAUGCAGCAUAUCAUAUAAGUGAUUAUGUGUAUCCACAACUAAGUCCCAAAAAAAGAAAGAUAUGCAUUGAGUUAAGUAGUGAUGAAGAAUCGAACAAUGGUGAAUCGGAGGACGAAAGUAUUGAUUCGGUUCCUUCUAGUCUGUCUUCAAUGAGGUCGACACGAUCUCUAAGAUCAGAGAGUGGCAGAAGGCAUUUAAAGUCUAAAAGACAAAGAGAAUCAACAAAAUUAAGAGAAAAUGGAAUGAAAAAACUUAAAUCUGUCGGACAUUCACGGCAUCUAGAGAAACAAGAACACAAAACUAUGCAUUCAUUUCUGCAACCAAAAGUUAAAAAUGUUCGGAUAAAAACAAGUACACAUAGUGCACAAACGGUAUGUGAUAGUGUAUUUAGUGACAGUAAUGUAAAGUCUGUUAAACUUACGCAAGAGGAGGCAGAUCGUCAACUGGCAUUACAGCUUGAAAAAAUGUUCAGGUACGAAGAAAAGAAUAAAUUGACUGCCAUAAGAAUAAAGGGAUCUGAUAAUGAAUAUAAUUUUAGGAGAAAGUCAAAACAUCUAUCAGAAGAACUUCUAUAGUUGACAGAAUGGAUAAAACAUCUAUCAGAAGAACUUUUAUAGUUGACAGAAUGGAUUUUUAGGCUAGAAUGUGAAAUAUGUUUAUUUGCCCUUGAACAAUUACAAAAUAUUAAUAUAACGUGAAAGAUACAUAUAGUGGGGAAUUUUACUUCCGAUUUCUUGUGUAGAAAUGAACAUUUCAAAAUUGAUUUUAUAGAGAAGGUUGAAAGAAUGUAAACAGACGACUUUUAUCCUGUUGUUCAUUUAAGUAAACUUUGUUUGUACAUGUAAUAUGGUAGAAUAUAGAAUCUGUAUUAAACUUCCUGAAUGAAUUCAAAUUUAGAUUCAAAUUCUCAAACAUUUUAAUAAGCCUAGCAUUAGCAAAUGGAUUACUCAUAGUCAUGUUAAGUGUUCAAGUGUUCAGAAAAUGAAACAAAAUACAAGUUUUGGUUCAGUAGCAAAGUGUACUUCAGAUAUGAUAUAUAUUUUUUUUAAUGUAUAAUGUUCAUAAAUCAAGGGAAAACUAUUUAAAAAAUAUGGUACCUAAGUGCUUUUCUUCUGCAUGUUCUAUAUAAAGACACAAAAGAUAAUUCAAUUUAUUAUAACAGAAAUGUCUACAAAACACAGCUGACUGAGCUUAUAUAUUAUGUAUUCUUUUUUCUUUUUGUGUAAAUACAUGUAUUAUCAAAAAGUGAGGAGAAAUCGAAAAUGUGAUAUGAUUGCCAAUUAGACAACUAUCCACAUGACCAGAGUUUAAAUGAAGUAGUAGUAAACAAUUAGGCCACGGUACGGCCUUCAAUAAUGAGAAAAAAACCAUACAUGUUGUCAGCUAUAUAUAAUUUACGAAAAACAAAUAUGACUAUGAUGACCGAUGCAUUAUGUAAAUUAGGUCAUGUUUCAUUUUUAUCACCCUCAAUCAACCUGAUAUAAACACGAGUGAUUUUUCACAGUGAAUACUGGGUAAAUGUGAGUGAUUCACUUAAUAGAGAUUUUAUUUUCUCCCUGUUUUAAUGUAUACAUGUACUCAAUAGAUGUAAUACCAUAUAGGGUUUAUGAUUUAUUAAUUAAGGUGCUAAUUUCUUCAAAAGUUAGGAUUCAUUCGAAAGAGUAAUUUGUUUAUAACUGAAUUACCUUAUGUGUUCUGAAUGUAUUUAUGUACAUGUAUGUCUUAAGCACCUUGUCAGUACAAGAUUAAAGGAUACAACUAAUUAAAUGAAUUUUUUAACCAAAUUUGGUACAUUAACAAUGGUUCCAAAAGAGGAAAAAAAUUCUAUUGAAAAAUCACAUCACGGUCAAUUAUAAUUUGGGGUUGCAAGGGAAGCUUUUUAGCAGCCCUUUUAGAAUUAAAAAGAAGAAAUAUCAAAUUAUCUUUUAACAUUUAAAGAAUCUAACGUUAAUCUUAUUUAGACUAGUGCAGAAUAUUUCAUCAGAUUAUAUCUACACAUGGUCCCUUCAUUGGAUUAAAUAACCCACAUUUUAAGCGUGCAGCCUUCAUCAGCAGAUCCAAAUAAAACAGAGAUACAUGUACAAAGUGAGAGUUUUUGUUAAACAUUUUUUGUAUAUCUAUAAAUACUCCCAAUUUCUAGGGGCAUUACACUUCCUUGUUAAAUAAUACUUGUUUAUGUGUAUAAAGUUUGAAUUGGAAAGUUCAGCUGUUAACUGUUUAUAAGAAGAAUAAAAUCACUUAUGGUUUAUUCCAUUCUUCAGAUGUAUAAGAAUCAAUAUACAUUUAGGUACACAAAUAUGAUGAAAAGUUUAUGAAUAAACUCAUCAUAGAUACCAGUAUUGAAAUUACAUUGUAUAGCUUUUUUUCUUUAGAACAUACUUGAUACAUCAUUGUUUUAUCUAUUCUUAUAGAGCCUUUUAAUGUUAAAGUUUUGAUUAGUAAAUAUAGUAAUAUCAUUUUAAGAAUUAAAUUGGGAGGAGGCAAUUUCUUUUUUAUCUUUCCAAUUUUAGAUGAUUAUGUUCUGUACUUUUGUAUAAAAUUUUAAAAAAAAUAUUGUACUUUGAAUUCAGGACUAAAUGCAAAUUUUGACUGAACAGUUCCAAUGUUAUAGCUAGGAUUUAAAAUGAAAGUUCACAAAAAAAACAUUUUCAGAGGGACUCAGUUUUGAAUUGAAAGGCAUGUCUGCACCAUUUCUUGUCUGAAAAGGGACAACUUGAUAAGUUUUUAAGAUAAAAAAAAAUGUAUUUUUAAUGCAUUUAUAGUACUUGUAGGUUGUAUAAAGCUUCACCAGAAGUAUUUUUUUUUUUUCUUUUUUUUUGCAUUUAAAAUUUAAUUUUCCUUUACAAAACAAACAAAAAUGCAAAAGGCAGCUGUGCCCCGAUUUUGGACUAGGUAGGACACUGAGGUCAUAUCUUAUUGUCAUGAAUAUACAGUAGCUUAAUUAUUUUUACAAGGAGAAACACACAAUGUAAAAUGAUUUUUUAAUAUUAGUACAGUUUAAAUUCUGUAUAAUAGUUUGUAUUAUGAUUCUAUUGAUUAUUUUAAACAAGGAUCUGAAAAAAUAAACAAUGCAUAAAAUGCCUAAA